UUGUCUUUAUGUCAUAGACCAUAGUCUGUGGCCCUCAAUUCGCUUAAAUUCAUUCAUUAAACAGCAAUCAUUUUUUCGUUUUGUGAAAUUAUAAUCUUAUUUCUCAAUUCACAGAUAUUUGGAAGCGUUAUUAUCAAAAUAACACGUAAUUAGUUUUCAAUUUGAUUUAAAAUAGUUCAUGAAAUGUGGCACGAAGCACGUAGACAAGAGCGUUUAAUUCGCGGCUUAAUAGUGGAUUAUCGACGGAGGGCUGAACGACGAAAAGAUUUCUAUGAAAAAAUUAAAGCGGAGCCGACUCAAUUUUUACAACUACAUGGAAGGGUGUGUAAGAUACAUUUGGAUCCCGCUGUUGCUGCAGCGGGAGAAGGGCCAGCUAUCAUGAUGCCCUGGCAAGGUGACACUAGCAAUAUGAUUGACAGAUUUGAUGUUAGGGCACACCUUGAUUAUAUGCCAGACAUCAAAGUGCCAGACAUACCUCCUGAAGAACUUAGUCAAGAGGAGAGGCAGUGUAACUAUGAACGAUACAGAAUCCUUGCACAAAAUACUUUUCUUGGAAUAAGUGAAGAUAAGUUCCUCCAGCAACUAGCAAUAGAAGAACAGUUUGGUGUCACGAUAGAGGAGAAAGAGAUGCAUAAGGAGCGAUUAAAUGAGAAAAAGGGGACAGGUGUAGCAAUCGGAUACAAUUAUAAUGAUCCCGGAUCUCAACCAUCCUGCUCAAACGGCCCUGAACUAAUGGAAAGUAAGGAUUCUGAUGAAGAAUCCGAUUUAGAGAUCAUUGAUGUUGAUCUGAGCAUUGAUGUCAACAAAAUGAAGGCUGCACAGGCUCACGAGUUAAAUGCUGUGGGACCUCAAUAUGGUAUGACUGGAUGUGAUCUCUUCUCGUUUCUUACUGGUGACGCGGAUGAAGCGGAACAUCAGAAGCAAUUAUUACGAGAGGAGAAGGAAAAAGCGUUGUUCUCCGGUAGAAAGAGUCGCAGGGAGAGACGCGCACAUCGGGAUAAAAGACUGCCACCAUUACCAACAAGUCCACCGAGUUAUGCAGCGCCGGCUGAGAAGUCAAAAGAAGCGUCGCCUGUGCGUUCAAAUACACGAUCGCCGUCUCCUGAGGUAGAGAAUAUUGAGUUCAUCACCUCGUUUGGGCCUGAUGAUGAAGAUAAACCACCACCGCCUCCAAAGCCUCUCUAUGCUGAGAAACUAAAGAAGAAUCUUAAGAGGAAUAUGCUCUAUUCAGAAAUCGUGAGAAAGCGAAGAUCCAGGUCAAGAUCCCGUGAUAAACCCAGACCUGUAAUGGGACCGCGGUUCAGGGACUCGAUUUCCCGCUCGAGGUCUAAGUCUUAUUCAAGAUCCAGGUCUAAGUCCAGGUCCAGAUCCAAGUCAAGGUCUACUUCAAGGUCCCGAUCCAGAUCAAGGUCUAAUUCGUCUUAUCGAAGGUCUAGAUCUAGGAGUUACGGGAGACGGUCGCGUAGCCGUUCUAACUACGGUGGAAAUGGGAAACGAAAUAGAUCCAGGUCGAUGUCAUAUGAAAGUAAGUGCGAGCCAAAAGCCGUGCCGCGUUACUACGGGCGUCGCAAAGAAGACAAAUCUUCGAGUGAACUCUCGAUCGACUCUGAUUCUAGCACUUCAGAUCAUAAUUAUAAAUCUUCAGUCAGCAAUAAAUCACAGGCAAACCAGAAUCAGUUACGAUUAACUGGAUCCAGCUCCAAAGGAACAUCGCGUGAGGCGCUGACAAUGAAAGAACGGCUGAAACGAAAAAUGCAAGCGCAGCUCUCGAGACAAUUGCGUGCGGACAAGCGCCUGGAAGCGGAACGUCUGGAACGGGAAAGCAGGAGGCAGGCACGACGAGAUGAAGAGAUGCGGGAACUCGCUAUUAAGCUACGAAGGAAACAACGCGAAAUGCGACACCAACAGAGUCGUCGAUCGAGCGAAGACGACUCCGAAAGAAGUCGAAGUGGAUCAUCGCCCAGAAAAUCACCAUCGCCAAAAGAGCGAAGUAAGUCCAAGAGCAAAACUCCUGAGAAACGCAUUCAAGUCUGGGAGUCAGACGAAGUGUCUCCGUACAGGCAGAAGUACCAAGAAGUUGAUAGGCGACGCCACGAAGAGGAAUACAGGCAAAGACGGGAUAAUAGGGUUUUCAGGGGCCGCAAAGAUUACAGAGGACAAAGACAUGAAGAUGGACCUUCAGGGAGAGAUGACUCAGACGGGAGAAAAGUGAAGUUGGUGGACUAUUGAAUGAAUACGUUAAGUACGUGCACGCACGUAUACGUUGAUGUUACUGCUCUUGUAAAUGUAUAACUCAUAAUAAGUUAAGACAUCUAAUAAAAUGUUCAGACGGUUUUUAUGAAAAAAUAUUAUUUUUUAAAAUGAAUUUUUAAGUACAUAUAUGAAUUACAAUAUAUUGCGUAUAUGUACAGAGUGAAUGAUUUUUUUAGUAAAAGCAAAACAUUGAAAACUAAAGAUUUUAUGGCAUUGAACCCAUAAUUUUUUUAUGUGUAACCUUGCAUCAUUUGGUUAAUUUUGAUGUAUUUAAUUAGACUAUUCCGAGUUUUUAUGCCUGCUACUUUUGUAAGGUAAUCUUAUUUAUUCAUAUUCACGGCAGCAUUGAUUCAGUUUUAAUUUAAUUCCAUAAAUAAAAAUAAAUAGCUAUUCUCAUUCUUGUUGCUUCAAAAAUAGUUGUUGUUAUAUUCUUUACAUUUUGAGGAAAACAAACAUUUGUAGUGUUCAAAGCAUUAAAAUUCUCUACAACUUAGAUUCAGUUAAGUAUCAAAAAAUGUCGAAAAAUGUAUGUGGGUAAUAUUUAGCUGAAUUAAUUUUAUAUAUAGUUAAAAUAUUAUAUCUAAUAAAAUUGUCAAUAUUUGUGUAAAUAUAUUAAAACUUAUAAAUAGUUGCUAAAAUGUGUUGCUGCUGCUAACAUACAUAACAUAUUUGUCAAUUAUGAAAUACAGAUUAAGGAGUUAUAAG
Pieris rapae (cabbage white) is the source of this 2958-nucleotide messenger RNA. RefSeq names its product CLK4-associating serine/arginine rich protein. The record is from RefSeq and is a predicted model, not a curated record. Bases 184 to 2229 code for a protein of 681 amino acids. Lineage: Eukaryota; Metazoa; Arthropoda; Insecta; Lepidoptera; Pieridae. The transcript is spliced from 17 exons.